Thalassophryne amazonica is the source of this 2008-nucleotide messenger RNA. RefSeq names its product proline-rich protein 5-like. Gene Ontology annotation, cellular component: TORC2 complex. The coding region runs from base 236 to 1699 and encodes 487 amino acids. The transcript is spliced from 11 exons. Lineage: Eukaryota; Metazoa; Chordata; Actinopteri; Batrachoidiformes; Batrachoididae. Gene Ontology annotation, biological process: TORC2 signaling. The record is from RefSeq and is a predicted model, not a curated record.
UCCCUCUCUGUGACAGCUCCAGGCUGCAGACAGUCCACAUUAUCAGCUCUUGUUGGAAGAAGUCGGUUUCUGAGCGCAGGCCGCCGCUGAGCUGUGGAUGAAUUUACAGAAAGACAGCAGUUAUUUUUGGAAUUAUUGCUGGAUGCCACGUUAAGAAAGCAACGAGGAAGACGUCUGAAAAAGAUGCUGAUUGGUUCGUGACAGCUUUGGCUCGCGGCUCCCUGUCAGAGCUAAUAUGGAAAGGGAGGGUUCCUUUAAGAGGAUUUCGAGGAGUCUCCACAACAAGCUGAACUUGGCCAGCGGCUCCUCCUCCAGUCUGACUGAUCUCUGCCAUGCGAAACCUCCACGAGGAGGAGGAGGAGGAGGAGGAGAGAAUGGGGGAACAGCAGGGGGGCUGGUGGCGGAGGAGUGCAGCAGGGACAAAGGGACCCAGCAGAGGAGAGCCGGGGCCAACGCCACCUGGAACAGCAUCCACAAUGCGGUGAUCUUUGUUUUCCAGAAGAAGGAUCUGGGAGAAAAUGAACUCUACACUCUGAAUGAAGGAGUCAGGCAGCUGCUGAAGACAGAGCUGGGCUCCUUCUUUACAGAAUACCUCCAGAAUCAGCUGCUCACUAAAGGCAUGGUCAUACUGAGAGACAAGAUCCGCUUCUAUGAAGGUCAAAAGCUGCUGGACUCUCUGGCCGAUACGUGGGACUACUUUUUCUGUGAUGUGCUGUCUAUGCUGCAGGCAAUCUUCUACCCUGUGCAGGGAAAGGAGCCGUCAGUGCGUCAGUUGGCUCUGCUCCACUUCAGGAACAUCAUCGCCCUCAACUUGAAACUAGACGAGGCUCUGUCUCGACCCCGGGCCAGAGUCCCACCCUCUAUCAUCCAGAUGCUGCUCAUUCUGCAGGGUGUGCAUGAGUCUAAAGGUGUAACAGAUGAUUAUCUUCGCCUGGAGGCUCUGAUCCAGAAGGUGGUCUCUCCGUACCUCGGCACUAAUGGAUUAUAUUCCAAGGAUGGGUCAUUCAAUCAGCACUGCUCCGCCUGCAUGUUGGAAAAGCGUUUGCCGCCGUACUGGCCCUCCAAAGCAGGCAGCCCCUCUGUUGCCAAGAGUCUAGUGGUACGCUCCAAGAGCUACAAUGUUCCCGUGCUGACCCCCGUGGUGGAGUAUGAUGUGGACUCGUCGUCGGCAGGAAACACAAGUAUGAGACGUCACUCUGUCUCUGAGAUGACGUCUGACGCCAAUGCCGUUAACACCAGCAAAACCGACACAUCCGGAUUACGUAACCACGCUCUAACUUCCAAAAGUUUUGCUGCUCUCUCAGGCUGCUCACUGGGACUUCAAGAAAAUUCACCCAAUAAAUUACUGGACGUCACGGCUGACCUAUACACAGACCCUGUGACCUCCUGCCACACACCACGCCUUAAAGAUGCCAACAUUCCCGGCAGUCCCGUCCACUUCCAGGUCCAGCAGCCCUCCCCCUGCCUGCUGCCUGAGCUGUCCUCAGGUGAGGACGCACACACUGCAGACUCCCCAUCGUCGCCCAGAGGGCUGCCACAUGACACAAGCUCUAGUCCCAGUCCCUCCUCCAAUCCGGAGAUCAUGAUGGACCACACCCAGGAAUCUUUGGACUCUGAGCAUGAUGGCAUCUUCCUGGACCUCUCCAGAUCCUGUUCUGGAGGAUCAAUCUCCAGUGGAAAUAGGCAGAGUGUGGAGUGACACACAAACAGCACUGAGCUAUGACUGACAUUCCUCAAAACAUCAGGGAUUCUUAAAAACCCAUUUAUUUUUCUAUUUAAUGUCAUCUUUCACCUCUGAAAACAAUUUCCACUUUUUUAAAAUGAUGCCUUUGUGGAUAAACGGCUUUUUGGUCUUAAAUUUUGUUUUAUACAGCUGACCUUCAAUGUUUCUGUAUUAUUGUUCAGCCUUCAAUGGAUGCAGUCAGAAAAAUCUUAUGCAAGAUGUCAACUUCUUUAAAGUGUCAAACAAGCUGAUGAAAUACCAAAUUAAAAUUUUAGUUUUGCACGU